Penicilliopsis zonata CBS 506.65 is the source of this 1914-nucleotide messenger RNA. RefSeq lists its product as hypothetical. The coding region runs from base 133 to 1503 and encodes 456 amino acids. The transcript is spliced from 5 exons. The record is from RefSeq and is a predicted model, not a curated record. Gene Ontology annotation, biological process: charged-tRNA amino acid modification. Gene Ontology annotation, cellular component: cytoplasm. Gene Ontology annotation, molecular function: tRNA adenosine(64)-2'-O-ribosylphosphate transferase activity. Lineage: Eukaryota; Fungi; Ascomycota; Eurotiomycetes; Eurotiales; Aspergillaceae.
GGGUUUCCUGCAUCUGAUUGGGUUGCUUUUUACCACCGAGUCAUCGAUUUCAGGUCCUGCUGCCAGCAGUCCUGUCAGAAGGGAGUGACGGGAAAUUGCGGGCAGGGUAGAACGGGGGAGGGGGCCGUCAGGAUGGAGGGUUCCGGCUCUUAUCCCGUAUCACUAUCGUCACUUCAUUUCCCUUUGGCGGCCCAGUCUGUCUCUCAGACGCUGUCGUCACUGCGACGAUCCGCGCUUUCGGUCACGAAUAGGCUUCGGUCGAUUGAAACCGACGCGACCUUUGUGCAAGAGGUGGCUGACCACUAUGGAUUGCCACUCGUCGCUAACGAGAGAUGUGGCAGCUGGUAUAUUCCUCCCGAGGCAAAGACAGGUAGUGCCUACUUCAAGAGUACGGAUGGUCAUACAGGCCAAUGGGACUUUAGCUUUCGCAGGUUGAACAUCCAGGUUCUCCCGAUUGCUCGGCAACACGGAGGAUGUAUCAUUGUGGAUUCUACACGUCGGGGUAAACUUAUGCCGGAUGCCCUCUCCAAGACUGUCCCUAUAUGGUGUGCUGUCCUCAAUCGAGCCCUCUUUCCUUCUGAGCGCACCUAUCACGCCGUCCAGUUCCCUCCGAACUUCCUGGGGUCUUCAGAAGAAUCCCAGAUUGAACGGAGAAUUGACGGCUUCGUUAAAUCCCUCAAGGACUUGAAGUUGGAUCUGGGUGACCUCAGGCAACAACUUGGAAACCCGAUUCGAGUUGCGUGGGCAAAUCGAUCGUACUUCCAUCCCACAGACCUACACAAGGGGGAAGGGUAUAAUCUCCUGGUGUUAUGCUCUGCGUCUAAACGAGUCCAUGGAGCUGAGAUAUCUGAGGGAGGUUACAUCCAGGGAGCUGGAGAUGACAGUGAAGGCUGGGCUCAUGGACUAAUACCUCCAGUCUUUUGGGCGAACAAGUCCGCCCUCUUUGCCACGGCCGAGGAUGACCUUCCAGGUUUUAUCGAAGAGCUGAUGGGCGAAUAUCGUCAGCAAACUGAUGGCCAGCAGACUCACCUGAUUUUACCGACCAAAAACUUGUUCCUGAGCCAAAGAGACCCUCAACUGCAUGACAGCGGGGCCUAUGACCUUGUCAUUGACUGCAACGGCAAGCCAAACACUGACGACGAGAGUCCAAACCGACUCGAUCUAGGCUGCGGGUCAUUGAAACUAGGGAGUCGCGAUCUCCGCAAGUCGCUGGACAAAGUGCAAGCCUUUGUCAGGUCGCGGCUAGGCGCUGACCCAUCCCUCAAGUUGCUGGUUACCUGUGAGUCGGGUAAAGAUCUUUCUGCAGGAACUCUCCUCACCAUCUUGUGUCUGUUCUAUGAUGAUAGCGGCGACUUCUCUACACAGAAACAAGGGCAAGCCAUGAAUAAACAAUUUAUCCGACAGCGCCUUGCGUGGAUCAUGUCAUCAAAACCCGACGCGAAUCCUUCAAGAUCUACCUUGCAAUCGGUCAACGCCUUUCUGAUGGAACGGCCAGAUUACUGAAGCUUGUCUGUAGAAGGAGGUAAAUAACCAGGGGGUUGCUCUCCCCCCCCCCCCCUCAUUCCAAGCCGAUGUCUUCACUCAUUCUCAACCGCCUCCACAAUCGCCCCCGCGGGGCCUUGGUCCAGUGCGUUCAGGACCGCCAUGUCCUCACUGGAGAUGUUGAAAUCAUAGAUGGCAGCGUUGGCCGCGAUACGGGCAGGAUCGUCGCUCUUGGGUAGCGGCACCCACUCCUUCUGCAGCGCAUACCGAAUCAAGAUCUGCUGUGUGGUCUUUCCGUACUUCUGGGCGAGGCCAACCAACGUAGGGUCGUUGGCCUUGUAAUUGCGGACAAUGGGCGAAUAUGCCUCGACAACGAUGCCGUGCCUCUUGCAGUAUGCAUCGAUGACCCGCUGCUGGCACCAUGGAUGCAGC